AUGCAGGGACAAGCUGCGUAUCCUGGAAGACCUGAACAUGCUGUACAUCCCGCCAGAUCGCCCUCAGCCUGGAGCCCCCUAACUGGGGUCUUGUCUGGGGCAGGCAAAGUCCCUUCUAUCCACCUGUUUUUAUCCCAGCCUUCCUCCGAGCUGCAGUGGCAGGGACUGUCCUCUCCUUCCUCGCGGUAUCCUCACAACCACCCUGUGUGGGACUGGGGCGGGGGAGGGGAGGGGAGGGGUCUCACCCCGCAGCCCUGCUUUGGGGGAGGGGAGCAGAGCAGUGGGUCUCUGGGCCAGGCUUUGGGGCAGCAAGGGGGGAGAAUGGUGAAUGGGGAGCAGACGGUGCAUGUGGGGAGCUGCCCCUUUGUCUUCCUGGUCCACAGUGUCCUGCAGCUCUGGCGCCUGAGAGUUUACGGAUACAACCUCCAAGGGGAGGGGGCUGCAGAAAAAAGGCUUUCCCUGAUUGCUCCCUUCGGAUGCCGGUCCCACGGACGCAUCGCUUUGCCUUGUCGGGGCAAAGUCUCUAUCUCAGAUAUCCGGAUCCCCCUGAUGUGGAAGGACACGGAGUAUUUCAAAAACAAGGGAGAUCUGCACCACUGUGCCGUGUUUUGCUUGCUGCAGAUCGGCACAGAAAUCUAUGACACGGAGAUGGUUCUGGUCAACCGGACCCUCACGGACAUUUGCUUCGAGAGCACCGUCCUCUUCACGGAGGCAGGUCCAGACUUCGAGCUGAAAGUGGAGCUGUACAGUGCAGGCCUGGAGGAAGACUUGGCCCUGGGCAACACCCCGAAGAAACUCGCCAGUCGCCUGAGCAGCUCCCUGGGGCGCUCGUCUGGGAAGCGGGUCCGAGCAGCCCUGGAUGGGGGCGUGCCUGGCAGCCCUGGCAGCAACGGGGGCAGCGGUCCCCUCCUGCUGCCAGCUCCCAGCAUGGCAGGCCCCAAGUACCAGCUGCUGGCGUGCACCACCCUCCACCUGGCCGACGUCCAGGAUGCCUUCCGGACCCACGAUCUCGUCAUCACUGGCCACGGUAGGCACGGCAGGGCGGGCGCUGGGGCGGGCGGGUCUUGGGCAGGCAAACGAAUCCUUUCCUGUCUGUGAGGGAGGCCAACCUGUGUCCCAAC
Molecule: messenger RNA, 1121 nt
Organism: Sphaerodactylus townsendi
Lineage: Eukaryota; Metazoa; Chordata; Lepidosauria; Squamata; Sphaerodactylidae
Exons: 9
Coding region: 1-1098 (365 amino acids)
Biological process (GO): septin ring organization; actomyosin contractile ring assembly; mitotic cytokinesis
Cellular component (GO): actomyosin contractile ring
Source: RefSeq, a predicted model, not a curated record